AUGAGUCUGAUGAUGGGCCCGCUGCUAAUCGAAAAUGGAGUUCCUCAAUCCAUGGGUGGCGUGCUGUUCACGGUUCGAGAUCGUCUUCAGUUGCAUCCCGUAGAUACUCCUACAAGCUCAGUGACCAGGUGCUUCGCUCUCAGCAAAGAUAGACAGCUGUUCAAGACAGAGAGGCAUAUACUGAGAAACCGCCGAGUGAAGGCCUUUAUGAAACAGAUAGUAGGCAGUCCAUUCUGGAGUCUGAGAGAAGAGGAUCGUGAUGCCGAGGCCGAAAUUAUCAAAGAUGUGGCCAAGGCCAGUCUAGAUUAUAUAGGCGUCCUACAUGUAGGGAAAGGAUCGAAGCACGAACAGAAAAAGUCCAAGGCAAGAAAGAAAAUUCUCGAGAAGCUCCGUACACUUCUACAUGAGCGUGUCGAGCUCUACAUUCAUUCCAUCGUCAACAAACUUUUCGACGAAAGUUUGCCCCUUGAGUGGAACAUGGGAAGCAACAACUGCCAAAAUUUCUGUGAUGCCCUGAUAGACCGCAACGUAUUCGGCAGCUUCAUGGUCUAUCACCGACACUGCAAGGAGAAGAAACAUAACGGUCAGGCAUCUCAAGUUCAAUACUUAAUGAGCUUUGUAAGCCGGAUCGGUUGCCACGAUGGACUCACUAGGCGGGUAGCUCCCUCUUCAAAAGCGACAUCCGCGAACGGUCACACUGAGGAGUUUCUCCUUCGAUUCCGCCGAUUCGCCCACCACAACGACACGGACAUCGUUGACAGCUUGGUAGAGUACUGGACCGAUUGGGGAGGCUUUCGAGCGCCGAUAUUUCGACACCAAGGCCUCUUUCCAUGGGACUGUACCGAAGCGCGCACUCUCAAGGAGGAGGCCGAUCACCCGCAAAAGAAGUGUGGGGAUUGUUCGUUGGCUAAGCAUCUUUGGGCCUUUCCGUUUGAUGCAUGGUCAGUAGCGCAGUUUCACCUUCUCAGGGAACGUCGCUUCUAUGCUCCAUCUCCAGUCACUGGGAAAGACAAUCAAAUUCAGAUGGCCGACCAUGACUGGGAGGAAAACAGACACCGCGUACUUGAAGCGUUUCAGGUCCUUGGCAGCAUGGGAGUUGCGAUGCAUCGAUCACAGGUUUUCCGUGACAGGUGUCGAUGGAAUUUCAAAGCUCGCGGGCUGCCUUUCGAAGACACCUCUACAGACCGAACCAUAUUCCACAAGGGUCGCGUGACUACUUUACGACAGCAAAUUAAAAGAGUUUUGCUAUCCGGGCAGUACUGUUUGGCUAUCCGGGCAGUAGUCCACUUUUUAGACCAAUGA
Messenger RNA from Colletotrichum lupini, 1302 nucleotides. RefSeq lists its product as uncharacterized. NCBI's taxonomy places the organism in Eukaryota, Fungi, Ascomycota, Sordariomycetes, Glomerellales, Glomerellaceae. The record is from RefSeq and is a predicted model, not a curated record. The transcript is spliced from 3 exons. The coding region runs from base 1 to 1302 and encodes 433 amino acids.